AUGCUACAAAACCAAUCCACAUCACAUGAUGAAGUAGACCUUGAACGUCAAGCAACAUUAGUGUCAGAUGCAACCGUUACCAUAAAAACUAUAAACAAUGUCGAUGAUCAGAUUGUUAAAAACAAUAGCCCAUCAUCGCCUAAUGCUGCUUUAGAUCAAACAAUUAUUUCCACCGCUUUACCUAAAAUAGUUUCAGAUUUUAAUGGAUUGGAUCAAAUCGCAUGGGUUGCAACUUCUUAUCUACUCACAACGACUUCUUUUCAACCAAUAUAUGGAAAAUUAUCUGAUAUUUUUGGUCGUAAAGCAACAUUCUUAGUUGCAAUUGCCUUCUUUGAAUUAGGCAGUUUGUUAUGUGGUGUUGCCAACAACAUGGGUAUUGUUGGCGCAUGCUUUGGUAUUGCUUCCGUAGCAGGUCCUCUCAUGGGUGGUGCUUUUACUGAUCAUGUUACUUGGAGGUACGAUUUCAUGCCUUACAUUCUUGGUGUAGUUGCUUUCGCAAUUCUAAGCGGUCAACUAUUCUCUCGAACAGAUAAAAUAUCGUUUCGAUUAGUGACAUUAAUUUCUUCGUCAUUGACAAUAAUCGGUGCCGGAUUAACCACUAUGUGGAAGGAAAAUACCGGAUAUGGCGAAUUUAUAGGAUACAUGUUAAUUGGUGGUAUUGGAAUUGGUGCAAACAUUCAAUCUAUUUUAUUAUGCGGUCAAGGAUUGGUUGAACCGAAGGAUAUAGCUACG
Racocetra fulgida is the source of this 732-nucleotide messenger RNA. Lineage: Eukaryota; Fungi; Glomeromycota; Glomeromycetes; Diversisporales; Gigasporaceae. The record is from the annotation of a GenBank genome assembly.